AAACGUAUUGUGUAUAAGGAUAGAGUAUCAAAGGAAUCGUAUAACAGCAGCGCGUCUUCCAUUAACACUGGAAAGUACACCGGCACUCCGGACGAUGCCCUCCGCUUACGUGAUACACUGCACAUACUGAAAUUACAGAGAGAAAAAGCCGAGCUGCGCGGGAAAGAGGGCGCGGAAAGCGAAAGCGUCACCAGCAGUUUUCGGGAGCUGUCACAGGCAGAUGACGCCAACAAUCGUACAUCAUUUAUCAGCAUUAAGGAUUCUCCACUAGGGUCCAGACAGUCACCACUGAUCCAGGAGUCGCCCGAGACGAAGCGAAAAACCACAUUCCAGGAACCCAUGCUUUCAGCACGGAACUGGGAUUCUCCACUAGGGUCCAGACAGUCACCACUGAUCCAGGAGUCGCCCGAGACGAAGCGAAAAACCACAUUCCAGGAACCCAUGCUUUCAGCACGGAAAUGGAACUCGGAAGAUAACGGGAUGGCGGCGGCUACAAACAACCAUUCUGUACACAUUAUCCCCAACAUAGACCGGGAACAAACACCAGAUGAGGUGACUUUUAAUGGUACGAGGACGGUUGGAACGAGGCAAAUACACACGCAAGCAUUGGGAGCAAGAGGUGGACACCGCGAUAUUGGUCAAACGAUGAGGAAGGUUAUCGCUGGGGAAGUAAUUGAUGAGGACACCUUGAACCCAAAUGAAGUGGAACUAAGGGAACCAACCCGAACAGAAAGUGAAGUCAAAGAAAAAUCGAGAUGCAUGGCGGGAAAGUGUCUCAUGUUCAUCCUGGUCGUCGCGCUGCUGAUCGCUGCUGUUGUCGUGCUGGCCUGGAGGUACAGACGAGACGAUGACCCAACUCCCCUUGGCCAAAGUUUUCCAGAUCCAGUAGACUACGUGGAGUGUCCAUCUCGUCAGAUCGCUAUCGGGGAGCAGUUGAACUUCACCUGCAGUUUUGACACUAACCACGCCUAUAGACGCGAAUUUACCAACAUUGACGAAUUGGUUCUAGUUGAUAAAAACAAUGUCACAGUCCCUGAAUCGGAGUAUGAGCUCAAGUAUAUUCUUUACCCCGAGAACAGCCCACAGAGACUUUUGUUCCUACAACGUGGUCCAAACAUGACGUGCAGCCGGCAGGGCAAAUACCGGAUACAGCUGAAGUUGAACGGAACAAAUAUCCCACCAGAACAUGACGUCACUAUUACUGUCAAAAGUUCCGAUAUCAAAAGCGAGACGCGACAGGUUCUUCGAAAGAUGGACCCCUAUCUUGGCUGUGACAACGAAACCACACAGUUCAACUUCACGUGCACCAUAAAGGGAGACUGCUCGUACUACGAGGUGGACUUUUUUGGCAGGACGAGAACUGAGGAAAAUACCUUCAAUCAUAAGAUCGAGUGUGAGCAGUCGUAUGACGAUGCAAACGGCUCGACGCAGGAGUGCAGAGUGGUGUUUACGGAAGCGGAAGUGGACGACCACCACACCCUCGGCUGCAGGUUCACCGACACAAAAAGCAACGCCAUCAAGGAGAGCUAUCUGGAGCUGCCUGCGUGUGGACACAGCACAAACUGCACAGCUAUCGGAUCUGAAUGGACCAUCAACUGUACGAAGAAAUCUGACCACUUGCAGACCCUUGACAAAGCCGACUGUAACUAUUAUCGGUUUUCCCGCUGUUUCCGUGGCAACCGACCGAUAUUUCGGUACAACAAGACGGCCGUGUACGAGCUCGAUCAGAAAACGCUCUGUGAUGACUUUAACAAAGCUAAUUCGAAAGCAGUGUGUAGACUAGGCUGGUGCAAAGAUUACGACAUAAUAACAAAGUACGGUAAUCCAGGGACAGAGUUGUGCCCUUCUACGUUUGACGAGGCUGUGGUUGCCCCUUAUGAUGAGAAUAACCAAGCUACUUCGCCAUCGACAGCGAGUGUUAGUAGCAAAUGAUGAUAUAAGGUGGUUGUUCAAUUUAUUUAUAAAAAGUUCGUAUACAAUACGACUUUUUGGAGGAACUAAAAAGUGUUUAUAAACAAACCCAUCGCGAUAGAAACCAUCUGUUUUAGAUAAACGCUGCAAAUAUAAACACUAGAUAAUCAUUUCAUCCUGAAGUCGUUCACAGGCACCAUGAAUAUAAUGUGAUGGUGAACGUUGCACAUUUUUAAAGUUUUUUUUCGUUCGGUGUUUAUUUUCAUAAAAACGGUGUCAAUUAUAAUACUCAUUAUUGAAAAUAUUAAUGAAUACUCGUUAUCUUGGGUUGCUAAGGGGUUUAUUUGUUUCUGUGUGUUGUAUGUAACUUAUCCUGCUCAAUGUAUUGUUUCAGUUCUUUUGUUUACCUGUUAUUACAAUGAAAACAAUCAUGAAGGAAUAAACUGUUUCAAAAACCUC
This is a messenger RNA of Mya arenaria, 2370 nucleotides long. RefSeq lists its product as uncharacterized. The annotation marks the transcript as partial. The transcript has 19 exons. NCBI's taxonomy places the organism in Eukaryota, Metazoa, Mollusca, Bivalvia, Myida, Myidae. The record is from RefSeq and is a predicted model, not a curated record.